This is a messenger RNA of Mytilinidion resinicola, 867 nucleotides long. RefSeq lists its product as uncharacterized. The record is from RefSeq and is a predicted model, not a curated record. NCBI's taxonomy places the organism in Eukaryota, Fungi, Ascomycota, Dothideomycetes, Mytilinidiales, Mytilinidiaceae. The transcript is spliced from 3 exons. Bases 1 to 867 code for a protein of 288 amino acids.
AUGGACCUGAAACGAAAGGUCAGCGUCAUAAAUAUCCCACAAGCCGUUGACUACGUGGACUGCAGCGCGCCGCCCAACGAGGCUGGCCUCCCCGUUUGCCUGAAUAGACCCCAAGGCGGGACCCCAGGCUCAGACGGAGGUGCAGGUUUCCAAACGGCUCUGAGGACCAGAUUGAGGCAGACUGCUGUGCCGCAACGGGGAGAGGGCGCUUAUAUGGCAGAAGAGCCGGAUCCCAAAGCGGCAAGGCGCGUCUUGUGGAAGGUAUUUAUGUAUUUAUGCAACGGGGAGUACAAAGCAAUUCACCCCCGUCGCCAAACAUUGCAGAUCUCGCCCACCCACACCGGCGAUCAUGUUUCGAGCGCCAUACGUGCAUGCGUAUCCCGCGCUUACCGUGUGGCCGUUGCCAGCAUCUCCCAGCACCGUGGGGCCGCAUCGGCUUGGCUCAGCAUCGUGAAACGGAGAGGCUCCGUCGUCAGGCCAGGACGGUCUCAGCCCUACCAGCCGGCGCGAUGGGGCAGCAGGCGGCCGCCUCGAGAGCCUCUCGCCGCUCCCCUGCGUUGGGGCGGCCGUGGUCUUAUUUUGUCGGCCAUUCAGAGACAUGGCUGGGGGUUAGCCGCCCAGCAUCUGUGUAUGCGCCGACGCAGCCUAUAUGGCGACGCAGAGCCGCACCCUCGCCCGAAAUAUCCUCAAACAGGCGCUUCGCCCUCGCUGGCCCAGCCCGCUGCCCGGGAGGAACGGGCAGCCUGCCGCUGCUGUGCUGAGGCCACUCACGGGGCCCCGAUCCGCUUCCCCUGCCGUCUUUCGACGAAGCGCCAGAAAACGCCCUCGGGCGCGGCUCCAUUGUCCAGUUUCAGCCCGCCAGAUUGA